ACUCUGCACAGCACUACUUAUAUACCCUCAGUCUCAGCGAACUGAUGAGAGCCAGUGAAAUGUCGAUCAAGGUCAAAUUCGUAACUUUCGUUGCCACGUUACUGGUCGUCGAGGGCCUGGUAGUUCCACCCGACGACGCCGCCGUGGCAGGCAGCGAAGACUUCUUCACACGAGAAGAACAACCGCUGACCGACGCUCAAGGGAGAUCAGCAGCGUACUCUCAGUACCAUGACCAAACUGAUUAUGACCAAUAUCAAUGGCAACAACCACAGGGAAAUAAUUACGAUACCGACGAAGACACAUGGUCACAAACCCAACACGGAAGUAGAUACGAUGGUGUGGAAAACCAGAAGCGACCCUUGAUUUCAUCGUUUGGAAAAAUGGUUUAUCAGGAACCAUCUCAGGCUCAGGAGCGUUUCCCUCAAGCUUCCUACACUCACGGAAGUAAGACCUACGGACACGAGGAUCCUCCUAAGUUUGCCUUGCGAACCCACUCUCGUGUUCCUCUCCUCAGCAGGCUACCGGCAAACGCUACUCGAAUCAGGCCUAACAUUGUUGAUGGAUUUACCUGCGACGGAAGGCCUUACGGAUACUACGCGGACCCGCUCAACGACUGUCAGAUCUAUCACGUGUGUAUGCCCCUGCACGGAAUCUUCGCCAACGACAACUCCGUUCCGGACGCAACUUACAUGUACAGUUUCAUCUGCAAUGACUUCCAGGCUUUUGACCAGCAGUCGCUGACCUGCGGUUACCGUUCAGAAGUAACCCCUUGCGAGGAGGCUGCCGGUCUCUACGAUGUCGUCAAUUCUAGGUUCUUCCGUGUUCCCUCAACCCCUGACAACGUCAUUAUAUCCGUCCUCCCCUGACGAGUUAUGUUCAAUUUCUCUUGAUUUCUUCAUUAGGACAUUUUAGACGGUAGUGAAGCCGACGUGUUCGGGUCGGAUUUUAUCACACGUUGCUUGUUGAAUAUCUGUUAGUUUUAAUGGGCAUUAAUAUAUACUUAAUUUUCAUAUUAUUUAACUACUCUACUGGGAAGUGGUUUAUAUUUAACUUCUUAUUAAAAUGGUCGACAGCUCGAACCUCCUUUACUUAUAUAUUGUAACAAUAACCCAAAUGUAUUACGGUUUCUACAUGAUAAAAACUUCAUGGUUAAAAUUUUUUAUUUGAAACAUUUUCUUCAUAAUCGUUU
Molecule: messenger RNA, 1189 nt
Organism: Hyalella azteca
Lineage: Eukaryota; Metazoa; Arthropoda; Malacostraca; Amphipoda; Hyalellidae
Exons: 4
Coding region: 45-866 (273 amino acids)
Cellular component (GO): extracellular region
Molecular function (GO): chitin binding
Source: RefSeq, a predicted model, not a curated record